CUGGCUUGGCCUAGCCUAGCCUAGCCGCUUGCUUCUCUCUCCUUGCCUAGGAGGGCAGCAUGGCUCCUUCUGGCGGCGGCGUGGCCUUGCGGAUGCUCCUGGCCGCCUUGCUUCACCUGGGCGGCGGAGACAGCGGCUGGGACCCGGCCGGAUACCUGCUCUAUUGCCCCUGCAUGGGGAGAUUCGGGAACCAAGCAGACCAUUUUCUGGGAUCUUUGGCGUUUGCUAAGAUGGUGAAUCGGACCUUAGCUGUGCCCCCAUGGAUUGAGUACCGGUAUCACAGGCCUCCCUACACAAAUCUGCAUGUUCCAUACAAAGAAUACUUCAAGCUGGCACCUCUCCUGGACUACCACCGAGUGAUUACCUUGGAGGAGUUUAUGGAGAAGCUGGCGCCUGUCCACUGGCCUCCUGGCAAGAGAGUGGCGUACUGCUUUGAAGCAGCAGCUCAGAGGAGUGUUGACAAAGAGACUUGCCCCAUGAAGGAUGGAAACCCCUUUGGGCCCUUUUGGGAUCAGUUUGCUGUGGAAUUCGAUAGGUCGGAGCUGUUUGGAGGCCUCUCCUUCAGUGCCUCUUACAAGGACCACUGGAUCCAAAGGUUUUCACCCUCUAACCAUCCUGUUGUUGCCCUUCCGGGUGCACCGGCCCAGUUUCCAGUUCUGGAGGAGUAUCGGUCCCUGCAGCGGUAUAUAGUCUGGUCUGAUGUGAUAGUGCAGAAGGCCGAGUCCUAUAUAAAUUUGCUGCUGGUCAGACCCUACGUGGGAAUCCAUUUGCGUGUGGGAUCAGACUGGAAAAAUGCAUGCAAUAUGUUGAAGGAUGGCACAGCUGGGUCCCACUUAAUGGCUUCGCCACAGUGCGUGGGCUAUGAUCGGAACACGGCCACACCUCUCACCAUGGACAUGUGCUUGCCUGGCCUGAAGGAGAUAAAGCGAGCCCUCAGGCUCUGGGUGAAGAAGGUCGAUGCAAAAGCCGUAUUCAUUGCCAGUGAUUCUGAGCCCUACACCAAAGAGAUACAGCAGCUUUUCAAACAAAAGAUAAAAGUGGUAUAUUUGCAGCCUGAGGUAGCGCAGAUAGAUUUGUACAUUCUUGGUCAGUCUGACCAUUUCAUUGGAAACUGUGUUUCGUCCUUCACUGCCUUUGUGAAACGAGAGCGUGAUGUGCAUGGGAGACCAUCCUCCUUUUUUGGCAUGGACCACCCACCCAAGCUGCGAGAUGAAUUGUAGCCUGCCAGGGAAGAGAUGCUCUUGGAUCCACAAUGGACACUCGGAUAAAGGCUAUGCCCCACCGAAAGCAAGCGUUGUGUGUAUUUUGACAGAAUGGUAAAUUCUGCAGAUUCAUCUUGGUGACAUUUUUGUAUAUUGCUAAGUAUGUGGUCUGAAAGGAGAAGAGGGUGACUUCCCAGCAAAUUUCCUUUUCUCACUGCUGUGGUUGAAUCAGCCAAUCCACUCAGUUUGCUCCUCUCCUUUCUGUGCUAUCUUCCUACCUCUCCUGGAAUUGAUAGCUCAUCUGGUGCUUGUCUGAUGCACAGUAUUCUCAUGAAAACAAAAUCCAUGACAAGAAGUGUUCUGGAGUUCUGGGAACCAGAAGAUUCAUUCUAAAUUAUGCAAUUGACUGGCAUUUGCCUUGCGUGCUUCAGUUUAUGAUCUGCCCGAUGGAUUUAAUCUACAUUUCCCCAGGUGGGAGUGGAGAGACUAAGAGAAUUAAUUUUCUAUCAUCUGUGAAACAUUUUGGGAUCUUCAAAUGGGCAUUAGUCCUAACAACACUGCUGCCCUCUGAACCAGCAGUGGUGUCUGCAGCGAUCCAGGCAGGAGGUCUACUGAAACUUGGAUGCACAGAGUUACUUUU
Molecule: messenger RNA, 1842 nt
Organism: Elgaria multicarinata webbii
Lineage: Eukaryota; Metazoa; Chordata; Lepidosauria; Squamata; Anguidae
Gene: POFUT1
Product: protein O-fucosyltransferase 1
Exons: 7
Coding region: 60-1220 (386 amino acids)
Biological process (GO): Notch signaling pathway; protein O-linked glycosylation via fucose; regulation of Notch signaling pathway
Cellular component (GO): endoplasmic reticulum
Molecular function (GO): peptide-O-fucosyltransferase activity
Source: RefSeq, a predicted model, not a curated record